This is a messenger RNA of Dufourea novaeangliae, 1027 nucleotides long. Its product is annotated as flavin reductase (NADPH). The record is from RefSeq and is a predicted model, not a curated record. Lineage: Eukaryota; Metazoa; Arthropoda; Insecta; Hymenoptera; Halictidae. The transcript is spliced from 6 exons. Bases 352 to 957 code for a protein of 201 amino acids.
UUCUACAUGGUGCUUGUGUAUAAUUUAUUUUUACUAUAUAUAGGAAGGAGACUUCAGAAACAGUUGAUAGAUACACACAUGAAGUACCGCCUCGAUAGUAGCUUUAUCGACGAAACUGCUAUCAGAAGCUUAAUCGUAUCAAUUUCACUCAAUCACGUAUUUAGUGGUGGGGGUGGGAAAACAAAUCAUCAACAGAAACCAGUAGGAGAAUGCCUAUUGUCUCGCUUGUGUAUAAUUCCUUCGAACAGCAACCAUAAAUGUUACGUAAAGAUGACACAGCAUCUUUGAGUAAAGUAUUAUUUCAUAUUUGAUAACACAUUACUGUAUCAAUCUUAUAAUAGUCGUAUUACCAUGAGCCGAAUAGUGAUAUUUGGAGCUACCGGAAAUACCGGAUUAUGCGCUUUAACCAGUGCAGUGCAGAGGGGACUAGAUGUAAGGGUAUUCGUGAGGGAUGAAACAAAAGUUCCAUCAAACUUAAAGAAUAAAGUAGAAACAGUUGUUGGAAAUGUUACCAAUUUAGAACAGGUUUCUAAUGCAGUAUGUGACACAGAUGCAGUGGUUGUUGUGCUAGGCACAAGAAAUGACCUAAGUCCAACUACUGUAUUAUCCCAGGGUAUGAAAAAUAUAAUAGAUGCUAUGAAAGUACAUAAUGUAAAUGUAGUGUCUGUUUGCUUAUCUGCAUUUUUGUUCUAUGAACUUGAAGCAGUUCCUGCUAUUUUUAAAGAUUUAAAUGCAGAUCAUCAACGCAUGUUUGAUCUCCUCAAAGAAAGUGAUUUGAACUGGAUUGCAGUAUUACCACCACAUAUUGCAGAUGCACCAAGUUCAAAAUAUGUAGUAAAGUACGAUGUGUCCCCUGGUCGAGCUAUAUCCAAACAUGAUUUAGGUGCUUUCCUUAUCGAAAGCCUUCAGCAAUCAGAACAUUAUAAGAAAGUUUGUGGCAUUGCAACUGUUUCAUGAUACAAUUAGAAAUAUGAUUAUACACAAAUAAACAUUUUUGAAUAAUUCAUUAAUGAAGUGUAGGUAAUUA